AUGGACGAUGAGGUCGGCCCCAUAACAUUGGAUGGCAAGCGCGAGGUGGCUUCGCUCAUUCGCAGUCGAUUUCUGCAGCGCUUGAAAGACGUAGGAGGUGGAAGCUUCUUGCAUGGUUGGAGGACACAUUUGGAUCCGGAUUUUCGCCAGCGCGCAAGCAAGCAGGAUUUGUGUCGUGUUGCACUUGGCUUGAGCUUGGAGGGUGGAGAGGCUGCAGCACAUGUCCUCUUAGUGCAGUUCGGGAGUUGCGAAGCUUUAUGCCUCGUGGAGAUAGCGCCCGAUGCGGGAGUUUUGGUCUGCCGUUUCCGACGAUUCCUCGCACAGUUUGGGAACAUGAGGAACUUCCUCGAAGAUGUGCAGGAAGCGGGCAACAACAUGGAGUUGAGUCUCGAACAGUUCGUGUCGUUUUGCCGGAGGCACGGCUUCGACCCGGGAGGUGACGAAUUGCGGGACCUUUUCUGCCUUUGCAGCAAGGGCAAAGACCAUCUGUCGCCAGAGGAUUUCUUGUUUCUGGAGGCCGACGAAGGCAUACGAAAGCGAGAGACCAUCAGGCAAAGCCAGUUGAAGUUUGCCAAGGAGGAUGUGCAUCAUGCCUUCUUGGCAGAGACUUACAAGGCCGACCGCGGACGUCCUGGCAUCUCAAACCGCCAUAGGCUGGCCCCACGUCCUUGGCACGACCGGGCCUUCGAGACCCUGCCACAGGUGAUCUCCCGCAGGAACCAGUCAUGGUUUCAAGAAAAAAGGAGCAAAAACGCCGAGGCUCGUCAGCAUUUCUUGGAGUAUAUCCGAGCGAGCUAUGGCUCGGAGGUGCGCGCAUGGAGAAGGGCUUUGGACCCCGAUGCGACUUUCCAGCUCACGCUCUCAACUUUCAAGAGAUGGUUCCGCCACGAGACGAACCUCCGCGAAUGCAUCGACCUGCAGACGCUCUGGCGCUCCCUCGACCGGGAUGGUAGCGGUCGCCUGGGCUUGGAGGAGCUUGCACCCCAGGCGGCAGCCACAUUGGGCUGCUUUCGAACAUGGAUUCGAGGCAGACUGGGUUCGUGUGCUUCGGCAUGGGAACACGAGGCAGUCGCGGACGCAUUCUCGAACUUGCAGUCCGAAGGCUCCUGGGUGUCAAGAACGAAACUGCUGGUGAAUGCCUUCGCAAAGGCAGUAAAGCAAAUUGGCUGGCGACCUAUUCUUGAUCAAGGCACACGGGCAGCUUUGCUUGCAUCGUUGGACUACUUCGGCUGCGGCUUCCUCUCUCGAUCAGACUUGGAGUGGCUGGAUGCCUGGGAUCCACCAGAAUGGCUUUACUCGGAGCCGGAUGCAGAAGCAUGGGUGCAUCUCCGGCGCUUGAUCAUGGGGCGGUUCGAUCAUCCGUUGGCCGCUUGGCGCGGCCUUCUGGACCGAGAUGACUCCAACAGCGUGUCCUGGAGCGAAUUCAAGGAGGCUUGCAGGAGGGUUGGUUUCCAAGGCAACGUGGGCGGAGCCUGGCGAACCUUAGACAACGACCUUUCAGGCACUAUAACACUCCGAGAGUUUGAUACAGCCAGCGCCAAGAUCUUGACGUCCUUCAAGGCUUGGUGUGAUGUGCACUACGGAUCCUUCGAGCAUCUGUUCAAGUCGAUGGACAAGGACCGAAGCGGAGGAGUUUCGUUCUCGGAGUUGCGACGUGCCUGCCGAAGUGGUGGUUGGAAAGGAAACGUCCAAGUGCUGUUCAAAUGCCUGGAUGUGGAUUCUGGCGAUGGUCAGAAGACCAUCGAACUGGAAGAGCUGCAGUUCUUGGAUUCUUGGGAUCCGCUGGAAGACGAACCAUUGGAGGAGCAAUCGAACCAGGCAGCCACCGCCAUGACUCAUAAGAUGCCUUGUCGCCUGUCCCAGCAGUCACAAUCAUCUCCAGUCCUGCCGCGGAUUGUCUGA
Symbiodinium sp. CCMP2592 is the source of this 1902-nucleotide messenger RNA. The record is from the annotation of a GenBank genome assembly. Lineage: Eukaryota; Dinophyceae; Suessiales; Symbiodiniaceae.